Molecule: messenger RNA, 3243 nt
Organism: Strigops habroptila (Kakapo)
Lineage: Eukaryota; Metazoa; Chordata; Aves; Psittaciformes; Psittacidae
Gene: RNF166
Product: ring finger protein 166
Exons: 6
Coding region: 76-807 (243 amino acids)
Biological process (GO): ubiquitin-dependent protein catabolic process; protein polyubiquitination
Molecular function (GO): ubiquitin protein ligase activity
Source: RefSeq, a predicted model, not a curated record
GCGCGCCGUGGGGUCCGGCUCCGUCCCCGCCUCCCCGCCGCCGCCGCCGCCGCCGCCGCCGCCGCCGCCGCCGCCAUGUUCAGGAGCCUGCUGGUGGCGGCGGCGCAGCGGCCCCAGGCCCCGGGCGGGCCCCCGCGGCCGCCCCCCGGCGCCGGCCCCGCCGCCGAGGCGCUGGAGGCGCAGUUCAGCUGCCCCAUCUGCCUCGAGGUGUUCCACCGCGCCGUCGGCAUCGCGGGAUGCGGACACACGUUUUGCGGGGAGUGCCUGCAGCCCUGCCUGCAAGUGCCAUCCCCUCUGUGCCCGCUCUGCCGCAUGCCCUUCGAUCCCAAGAAGGUGGAGAAGGCUUCCAGCGUGGAGAAACAGCUUUCAUCCUACAAGGCUCCCUGCAGAGGCUGCAGCAAGAAGGUGACCCUCGCAAAAAUGCGCUCUCACGUCUCGUCCUGCGCAAAGGUGCAGGAGCAGAUGGCCAACUGCCCCAAGUUCGUUCCGGUUGUCCCCACAUCCCAGCCUAUUCCCAGCAAUAUUCCCAAUCGCUCCACGUUCGUGUGCCCGUACUGUGGGGCCCGGAACUUGGACCAGCAGGAGCUGGUGAAGCACUGCAUGGAGAACCACCGCAAUGACCCCAACAAAGUGGUGUGCCCGGUCUGCUCAGCCAUGCCCUGGGGGGACCCCAGCUACAAGAGCGCCAACUUCCUCCAGCACCUCCUCCACAGGCACAAGUUCUCCUAUGACACCUUCGUGGACUACAACAUCGACGAGGAGGCCGCGUUGCAGGCAGCCCUGGCACUGUCGCUGUCUGAGAACUGAGGGUGACCGUGGAGCACCAGACCCCGUCUCCUUUUGCACACUCAGCCGUCCCACCAGGGAGGCACAGAGCUCAUCGCCCCCGUGGAGAACCGCUGCUGCUGCUCUUCCCUCUCCUCUCUGGGCACAUCCCACCUUGUUUAAGAAGGUGGAGUGUCCUUAUGUCGCACUGGACUGGUGAGUGAGCAGAGACUUCGCUGCAAGGAGGAGGGCAGAGUCGGCGCCGGAGGGACGGGAUCGUUCCUCCGUUAGGCAUUUCAUACCCGUAUACGGAGUAUAUACCUGUGUCCAGAUCUAUUUAUUAUUAGAUGCUUUUUGGCACCAUUUGUCUUCAUGCUCUCUGUUGCAAUUGAAUAGGUACGUCAAACUUGGGUGCAUUUUAUGCAGAAAUGCCCUAGUUGGAACCUUUAAUCAUCCAUGUCCUUUGUGGGAAGGAAGAAAACAGCGCGGAGCAUCUUUUGGGUUUUUAAACUCUAUAAGGUUAUUGCCAGAGACAUCGAUCUGCCCCAUCCCCUGUGCUGCUUCCUUUGCUGCCCAGACCAGGCUGAAUCCCAGGGCAGGACGGUUGCCCUCAUGCUGACAAUGGGUUCGGAGGAGUCCACAACAAUGGCAUCCAGUGAAACUCUCACCUUCCUCGUUUUGUACCGGCUCUUGUGAUACUGAGUUCUUGCGUUUUUCUACAUGAAAUCGGCGUGAUGCCUUUUCCACAUUUUAUAGAGCGGGAAUAGAAGCUGUUAACCCUUCACGCUGCAAUAUCCGUCACUGAGGACAAGAGUAUUUUUAUGGAACAUACAUUAUUAAGAAAGUCUAUUUUUAAAACAAAAAAAUACCCCAAACAAAUGAACACGCUGUGGAUUUGAAAUCAGGUGGGAUGCAGCAGCCGGACCCCAGACUGAUGGAUGCGCCUGGAUGUCCUCUUUGGUUAUUUCUGGUCCAUUCCCUUCCCUCGUUGGCAUGUUGUGGCACAGGACAGGCUGGGUCAGAGCAGCACCUCGUUGGCUGGAGGUGCCAAGCAGCUCUCCAAGCUGCCUUUUUGAGGAGCUGCAGCAUCACUUGUGUUGUCCAGCAGCUGCUUGGCUGGCUGCUGACCCUGUCCAGGACGUGUGGUCAGGCUCGGGAUGGCUGAGCCCUUGCAGGCGUUGCUCCUUGGCACUGCUGUACUGUGGUUUAUGGUCUGUAAGGGAGCAGGCGGGUCAGUUGUGAGGUGCUGGCACUCACUGUGGAGCAGCCGGGCUGUGUCUGGGUGAUGGGUGUGCAGGAGGGACGUCCGCCUGUGCAGGAUCUCAUCCCCAGCACUGAGCGUCUUGUCCCCCUGAAAUAGGGGAUUGCAUCUCCCUUUCCCUGGGAAUAGGGCACACUUGGACAGAUGUUGGCCCAAGAGAUGCUCCAUAGCAUCCUGGUGACCUGUCUUCUUCCAUGUCUCCUUCCUCUCUGCCCUCCCUGCCUGCUGCUGGUGGGGUUUGCUUUGCUGGGCUGGGAGAGGGUGGAAGGGGGAUCUCCACCAGGCUUUGGCUGUGCUGCUGCCAGCCUGAGUGUGCCCCCCCCGUACAGCAAAAAUCAUGUCCCAUAUGAAGGGUCUUCACUGGUGCUUGGGGAGAGGAGCUUUGUGCUGGGGCCCUGCCACCUUUUGGGGUCUUACCAGGGACUGGAUCAGCCCAGGGCGCUCAGUGAAGGAACUGUGAUGCACGAUACCUUCCAGCGAGGGUUUGCAGGCAAGAGGGGUGGGAGAGCACUCCCUCUGCAUGUCCCUGCUUGGAGAAGUGGUUUAUCUGAGGCUCCAGCUCUGCUCCAGCAAUACUGUCCUGGUUUUUACCUUUGAUUUGAAUGGUACUGGGUGGUUUGGGGGCUGUGAGCUCCCUGUGCUGCCAGCAGCCCCGUGAGGAGACCAUGGCAGAGGGCAGGGAAAGGGCUGGAGCUGCUCUGCUGCGCUAGUGGGGAGGGAUGGGGUCUUCCUUUACCAGCAUUGCUGGUACCUGCCCAGCCUGGGAUAUGGCCCUGGUGGGAUGGAGAGCACUGGUAUCUCCAGAAGGGACCCAGGAGGGUUUCCCUGUCCCAUCCCUUGCUGGGACCCUCAUAUCCCAGAGCAUCCUCCAUCAGCUCUCACUUGCAGGGAGCUCCCCACCUCUGGAACAGCACUGUUAACCUCUUGUCUCCUUUGUUCCUUCCUCUUCCUUUCUGCCCCACAGCGCCAGAGCAGGGGCAGCAAGAGCUGCUUUUGUAAAGCACUUUAAAGGCGCAGGCAGGCACUGCACGGGCAGCUCCUGCCUCUCCCCACGGCGCCGGCUCCGGCCGGGAUGUGCCGGGAAUGCUGCCGUGGCUCAUCCGUGUGUUCCCCGUGACUUUUUGCAUAUCCAGAACUUUUACUGUUUUUUGAUGAAGAAUCAGAUCAAUGACGUAUUUGUAGCAAACCAUUUUUCUCAAUAAAGGCAGUUUCAUCCA